AAUUUCUUUUAUUAUAGAUUAUAUUGCCGUUUGCAAUGGCGGCUCUGGUUUCUGCCAAGACUGAAUACGGGGGGAGCCAAGUAGGAUACGGAGGAAGCGCAGGACUUGCAGGAUACGCAGGAAGUAAUGGUGGAGGAUAUGGAGGCAAUGGUGGAGGAUACACAGGAGGUAAUGGUGGAGGAUAUACAGGAAGCGCAGGAUUUGGAGGGAAUGGAGGCUACAGGGCAGGAACAGGAUAUGGAGGAAAUGUUGGAGGAUUUGGAGGGAAUGCAGUAGGAUACGGAGGAACUGGCGGAGGAUACAGAGGAAGUGUAGGAGGAUACGGAGGCAGUGACAGUGGCUACGGCGGUACUGGAAGGGCAUACGGAGGUGAUGGAAGCAGGUACAAUGGCGGUGCAAGAGGCUACGAUAGAGAAUGGAGGUUAUGGACCCCAGGAUUCUUUACGGACGAUUCCUUCGAAUCUGGGGAGGACUACGACAUCUUCGACCUCUACGAUUGAAAAAAUGAGAGCUAUGUCACCGCCGGUUUAAACGAAAGUACAGCCAACCGUUAACAGAUGAUUCCUGAUCAUUUGGUCAUUCAAAUCAACAAUUUUUUUUGUACUCAGCAUUUUAGAUAAGAAUGAUUUACAGAUUAGUUUCGUAUUGAAUGAAUUAUGCUGAACACUGGAUUGACAAAAUAAAAUAUUUUGAU
Molecule: messenger RNA, 694 nt
Organism: Macrobrachium nipponense
Lineage: Eukaryota; Metazoa; Arthropoda; Malacostraca; Decapoda; Palaemonidae
Product: TATA-binding protein-associated factor 2N-like
Exons: 2
Coding region: 36-500 (154 amino acids)
Source: RefSeq, a predicted model, not a curated record